GUGGGUAAAGGAGGCAUUUUUUAUCAAUCCUGCAAUAUAUUCCUUCUCCCUUCCUUCCUCUUCAUUCUAAAAGGAAGCUUCUGAUUUGGUCUUCAACUCCUGUGUCAGUUCUCACAGUCUCCUGCCGUGCACCUUCUCUCUCUCCCUCUCUCUCUCUCUCUCUCUCUCAUGAAGCAAAACAAGAAUACAUCGUCAAACAAUAGCCCUAGAAAGGCUUCCAUGCAGACUUACCAUUUUCUUCGAUCCCUUACCCACAUAAACCUCACAAGGCCCUCUUCGCCUCUCCACCGCCGUAGCAGAGCUAUAAGGAGAGCAGCUUACGUUUCCAUGGCACGCGCAGCAAGCCCACGGAGGAUGUGGACCCGUGCCAUCCUCGGCCGGCUUCAGCUUCUUCGACGUGCUAGGCUUCUACGACGCAGGAGGAAUUACAAGAAAAAAACAACAAUUAGCACACCUCAUGAUAAGCUACGUAGACUCGUGCCAGGUGGUGAGGAGAUGGAUUUCUGUAGACUGCUCGAGGAGACUGCAGACUAUGCAGAGUUCCUCAGUAAGCAGGUCAGGAUCAUGAGGUCUGUAGUUGAUUUUAUGGAAGCUGAAUGCAGGAAAAAAGAGGAGAAGGUUUAGAAGAUGAUUGCAUGGUAAUAUUCAUUAUCAGAUUUGGAUUCUCUUCCUAUUAUGACGGUCAAAUCCAGCCAUCUAAUUUAUUGUGGAUGGCUGGAUUGAAAUCUGUCAUACUGCUCCAAAAUCAAGAUGAUCUUGAAUUAGUAAAGUUCAGUUAAAUUCAAUCAUCUAAGUUGAAUUGGAUGACUGGGUUUGGUAACUGGCCGAGUUACUUAAUAAUUGGAAAGGAUACAGAUUCAUUGAUGAUGAGAUUUGAUAGUAAAGUUUCGUUUGAAACGUUUUUUUUUUUAUUUCUUAAAACAACUUUUUAGUUUGAAAAUUAAAAUUUUUAUA
Dendrobium catenatum is the source of this 954-nucleotide messenger RNA. Its product is annotated as transcription factor IBH1. NCBI's taxonomy places the organism in Eukaryota, Viridiplantae, Streptophyta, Magnoliopsida, Asparagales, Orchidaceae. The transcript has a single exon. Gene Ontology annotation, biological process: regulation of DNA-templated transcription. Bases 169 to 624 code for a protein of 151 amino acids. The record is from RefSeq and is a predicted model, not a curated record.